Molecule: messenger RNA, 906 nt
Organism: Dermacentor andersoni
Lineage: Eukaryota; Metazoa; Arthropoda; Arachnida; Ixodida; Ixodidae
Source: RefSeq, a predicted model, not a curated record
AUGUACAUGAUGUGCUCGGAUUUCACAAAGUACCUGCGAGUUGAUGGACCACUAAUGUGUGCGUACUCUACUCAUCACAGGGAGGCGCCUCUCGAGGAGAAGCCGCGGCAGCUGAAUUUCUGCAUGAUCGCUGUGGCUGCAGCUGCCGUGGUCCUUGGGGUCGCCGUUGUGGCCGCCUACCUUACGCGGGAACGCAACAGUGACACAGUUGAAAGACAUAGCGCAGUCAGCGUCGAGGACCGAGAGUACGGGUGCCGCUGUGUCUACGUGGGGAACCAUAAAGGGGCCGAGGCCGGCAGAAAGAAGGGCGGAAACAUCUGCGUCUGCCCCGAUGAACACCGGAAAAUGAAGACGACAGGAAAACCAGAAAGUUCACGGAAGCGUGACAAGGACUCUUUGAGGGAGACGGGCCGGCGGCGCAAAGCAUGAUCGCUGAAUGGAGUCCGUUGACGGACCAUCGCAGCACAGGGCGCUUGUAACAUUGCCGAAAGAAGUUUGCGAUGGAAUCGCCUGCAUGGUGUUUAUUUUUUAUAUUGCGCAUCCAAUAAAUCUUCUCUGCUGCGCGGUGUCACCAGAUGCCACGGAGAUCUACUUUCAUGACUACCACAGCACGAUGUGAGGGCGACGGACUUGGCGUGUCGUCGGCCUUACAAUAAUUUGGCAAGGGAAAAAGCGAAACCUUAAGCAGAGAGGGAAGUGCGGCGUCUAGCCAGGUCAGUGACGAUAGCGCGUUAUAUUGGUUGCUCGCUACUCGCACUACGCGAGAUGCCCGAUGCUGAUGAUCAGAUAUGAUGAGGAUGCGCUGUUACGGACAGGAUGCUACGCUUUGUAUGAUAAACAUUUAUGUUCAUGGUUGCAGAAGUCUUAGACAUAGAAAAGUGCAAAAUUGACGCGUAAAAUUUUGCG